Messenger RNA from Antechinus flavipes (yellow-footed antechinus), 4585 nucleotides. RefSeq lists its product as uncharacterized. Bases 2150 to 3148 code for a protein of 332 amino acids. The transcript is spliced from 3 exons. NCBI's taxonomy places the organism in Eukaryota, Metazoa, Chordata, Mammalia, Dasyuromorphia, Dasyuridae. The record is from RefSeq and is a predicted model, not a curated record.
CCUUCUCUCUCUCUCACUCUCCCCCUCUUUUUGCCUGCUGAAUAAUUCAUCAUAUCGGGCUCAAGCCGGGACCAUUAGCAUGCAUCGGACAUGCUGUUUGUGUGUUUGCUAACAUCCUUCAUUCUGGACUUGUUAAUGCCAGACGAGCUUAACACGCUUCUCCCUCCCCCCCCCCCCCCAGCUCCGCGCAGCCCCCUUCUUCUCCCCACCCCCUUCCCUCCUCCUCCUCCCUCUCUCUUCUCUUCUCCUCUCUUUUUCCUUUCCCUUUCAUGCUAUCCCUCUCAGCCCGCUAUUGUUGUCGUGGCUGAGAGCUGGCAGCCUGCGCUCCUUGUGGGCUGGGCGCUCGGCCUGGGAGCCGCGAGCUGGGCCGGCCGCCGCCGCCUCCGGCUCCGCCACGACCGAAACCCCGUUGCUAGGUAAGGACCGCCUUUCCCCUGCACCCGGCCUGCUCCCGGGUCCUGUCUGCGCGCUCUCGCGCUCUCUCUGUCUCUCUGUGUCUCUCUCUCUUUCUGUCUCUGUCUCUCUCCUUUCCUUCUUUUCUCUGUCUCCUUUUCUCUGUGUCUCUCUUUCCCUCUCUCCCUCUCUUCCUCCCCCCCGGAGAGAUUCCCGUUCUUGCACUGAGUGUAUGUGCCUCUCUCCCUCUGAUCUGCACAGGAGCUUUCAGGACUGACUGCGGCGUGGACUGGCUGGCUCCCCCACUUCACCGCGAGUCGAGUCCCAGGGUCCCUCCUCAUGUUGCACACGCUGGCUGGAGCGGCUCCACGUCCGAGAGAAUGAGGGCACGCGAAGACCCGGUGGGCAUUUCCCCGCAUCAUAUCCCACUGGACACGUGGCGUCCUCCCUGGCCCUCGGGGGAGUGCUGUGUGCCAGCUGCCCGUGGGCGCGAGCGUCAGGAAGGGCCCCUGGAAAGAGAGGGGAAAGGACUGAGAAAGGAAGACUGUGCCGGAAGGAGGCGGCGGCGGGAGCACGGAGGCUGCGUGUGCGGUGAGCAGAUUGUCCAUUUCUGUGUGAACACGAGCUGAGUUUGUUACAUAUCUUGCAAGACCCUUGGAACUCCCAGGAGAGCGAGGCCUUCCGGUCUGGGGGUGCCCACACCCCUUCCCAGCAGACGGAACCUUCUCUGCCGUCCCUCCCAGAAUGCCGAGCUCGCUGCAGCUGAGGGUUUGUAGGUCACCUCAAGCGGCUGAAAAAAUACUGGGUCGAGAUCCGUGUCCCCUCCCCCCCAUCUCAGCAGGUUGUGGCAGCCGGGAUGCCCAGGCAAGGGCAAAGGCCUAGAAAUGGGAGCCGGGGCCGGGGCACAAUUAGAAGCCCCUCCGUCCCGGGGCCCUGGCGGCCAAUCGGGCGAUCACAGGGGCCGCGGGGCCCCCUAGAGCUCAGGCUUGGGGGAGGGGCGCUAAAGAAGCUGGGCCCAGUGGCGAGAAGGGCCCACGGGCCGGUCGCCAGCGAGCCAGCAGGGGCCACAGCGUCCACCCCCCAGGCCCGGGCCUUUGGCGCUUUUUUAUUGGAGAAAGCGGGAAGGACCCAGCCGCCUGAAGGGCCAGUGGCAGGGGAGGGGGCUGGAGGAAUACCAGGGUCGCGCCCCUCGGGCCGCCUCGUCCAAGAUUUCACAGGGGAAACUGAGUCCCAGGGACGGGAGGGGAGGAGCAGAGACGGAGUCUGAGGGCUUCCCGGAGGAGCCGGCACUGGAGCUGAUGGGCGGGGGAAGGCGCAAGGGCCGGAGAACGUUCUAAGCAAAGAGGAGUAAACUGAGGCAGGGGAAGUGAUUUGCAUACAGGUGCAAGAUCCCAGAUUCAGGCUCCGGUCCGUGACUGCCAAUCCAGCAAAUAGGCUCUUAAUAUUGAUGGGUUGAUCUUAGGGCUCAUGCUUUUCUCUGAGACAACUUGGGGGGCUCCAGAGUGUGGCGGGCCCGAGGCGAGGGGGGACGGCCUUCGGGGCCCUAGCUCUCGUCUGCCUGCCAGACACAGAUGGGUUGACCGGGGGGGACCAGGAAGGUCUGUACGUGCUUUCAGAAAAAAAAAGAUGUCCACGGGUGAGAAGCCCUCAGCCCGGGAGCGAGGCCUGCAAACUCACGCUGAGUGGGUCAGUAGGCAUUUAUUAAUCCCCUGCUGUGUGCCAGACACGGGCCCUGGUCACAACGGUCUCACGUCCCAUGGGCCCCCUUGUGGCCUGCCAGCCCAGGGCUGGGGUGGUCUCUCGAGGAUCAGGGAGGCUGCCCUGGUCAAUCCCCCCAAGGCCUUCCUUCUUCCUUUCUUUUCUUCUGUCGCUUCCUCCUUUGUCUUCUCUCUUCCCUCCUUCUACUAUUGCUUCCUCCUUUUCUUCCUCCUUGUUCUCUCAUCCCACCUUUUUUCUCUCUCUUCCUCAUCUUCCUCCUUUUCAUACUUCCUCUUCUCUCCUUCUUCCUCCUUUUCUACCUUCUCUUCCCUUUUUUCAUCUUUCUCUCUUCCCUCCUGCUCCUUCCUCCUUUUCUUCCUCCUUCUUCUCUCCUCCCUCCUCCUUUUUUUCUAUUCAUUUCUUCCUCUUCUUUCUCUUUUUCUUCCUGUCUUCUCCCUCUUUCUCCUUCCUUCUUUUCUUUUAUCUUUUCUUCCUUUUCUUCCUUCUCUUUCUCUUUUUCUUCAUCCUUUGUCUUCUCUCUUCCCUCUUCCUCCUUUUUUCUCUCUUCCUCCUUUUGUUCCUUCUUUCCUCUGUUCUUCAUCCUUCUCUCUCCUCUCCUCCUUCUACCUUUUCUUCCUUCUUUUCUCCAUCCUUCCUCUUCUCUCCUCCCUCCUCCUCCUUUUUUUCUCUUCCUUCAUUUCUUCCUGUCUUCUCCCUCUUUCUCCUUCCUUCUUUUCUUUUAUCUCUUCUUCCUUUUCUUCCUUUUCUUUCUCUUUUUCUUCAUCCUUUGUCUUCUCUCUUCCCUCUUCCUCCUUUUUUCUCUCUUCCUCCUUUUGUUCCUUCUUUCCUCUGUUCUUCAUCCUUCUCUCUCCUCUCCUCCUUUUCUUCCUUCUCUUUCUCCUUUUCUCCAUCCUUCCUCUUCUCUCCUUCCUCUUCCUCCUUUGUUCCUCCUCUUCCUCCUCCUCUCUUUCUCAAUACCUUACCAUUAAAAAAGCUUCCUCAUGUCAGCCCUGGAAGAGGAGGAGAGGAAGGGGGAGCAUCUCCUUUUUGCGGGUGAGCAGACGGGCUCGGGGGGCCUAGGCGGCCGGCGUGGGAGCCGAUCCCCAGUUCCCGGGCUUCCCGGGAGAUCAAGGUUUGGUCCAGCCGGGACCGGCGCUGUGAGCCAGCCGGUGGGCCCUGGCCCUGGAGUCGGGAGCCCCAGGCACUUGUAGCUGGCGGCCCAGGGGGGCCUGCACGCUGUUUCUGCCUCGGCUGCCACCCCUCCCUCGCCAAGGGAAGCUCUUUGCCGGACCUCAGCGCUCUGAUCUCCCCCAUCCCGGGUCCUGCUCGGGACGGCCUUGGCAAACCCGCCCUCCUGGGAGGAGGUAACGGGGACACGAGCUCCCCUUCCCCCUCCCAGCUGGCUGUGAGGCAGGAAGCAUGGUGGGGGGGCCCGGGAGGGUGGGCUCUGGGUCAGGGCAGGGCACAGGGACCCAACCACACCCCGGAGUCAUAGGGACCUCUGUGGUCAGUGACCUGCCACAAGCAGGACUCGGUGAAAAAGCCGCCGGGAGCUGCGGGGGGGCAGAGCGGAGGGCGUGGAGCGUGUGCAGACCGCGGAGAGUGCACGGACCGCCACUGGCUCCCGGGGCCAGGGCUCUGAGCCCCCUUUGGGCCCAGCCCGGGGUUUCACGGGUUCAGGAAGCGGCCGUGUUUGAAGGGCCGGCAUGUGGAGGGACCCCUUCCGAGCGGCCCCGGGUGGGGGGGAACCAUCCGUAAGAGCGAUCCUGGUUGUCCCAGAGUGGAGGAGGCAUCCUUGGGCAGUGGUGAGUGCCCCGUCGUGGGCUAGGGGGUGAGACCCCCAUUGGGGGAAGGCUGAGGCUGUUGUAGAGUGCAGUGGGAGGGUCUCAGGAGCUGGGUUCCAAUCCUGCCCUGGUCCCUCGUACUUGUAACCUCCGGCCUUGGCCACCCUGGGGUUAAUGGGGCUGCCCCCCCCCCCCCCGAGACUCCCGGGACCCGGGGAGCGUGAGGCGGCGGGCGGGACCCGGGGAGCCCUCCAUCUUUGGUCCUGACCGGCCGGGACAGGGGCCGCCCUCGGUCUCUGUUCUGCUUUGGACCCUGGCCGGCUCCCUGAGCCAGCGGGCUCGCCAGAGCCGGCUACAAAAUGUCUGCCUCCCCGGCCGCCAUUUUGUGUCUGCUCCCGGCUCCCGGAAGCCGUGGCAGAAAUGGAAAACAAACCGGCCGGGCGGGGAGGCCGCGGGCUCCCUUGGGGAGGCGUCCAAGCCCCGGGAGGGCUCCCCUGGGUGACUGUGCUGCCUGGAAGCCUUCACACAAGCAUCUCCCCGGCCUCUGGAAGGGGCCCAGGGCCGGGCCCAAGGACCUGACCUUGGGCCGCCGCCAUCAGCUGCUCUCGGCUCCUGGCACUGCCGGGCGGCUUGGCAAGGGCAGCCGAGGACGGGCGCUCGGGGACCCGCCGGCUCGGGGAGCCUCCCUGCCCCCACUCGGCGGCCUCCGG